Messenger RNA from Ostreobium quekettii, 741 nucleotides. NCBI's taxonomy places the organism in Eukaryota, Viridiplantae, Chlorophyta, Ulvophyceae, Bryopsidales, Ostreobiaceae. The record is from the annotation of a GenBank genome assembly.
AUGCCCGGUGAAGGGCUGCGAGUUGGAGAUGCCGACAAGGCCGAGCUGAGCUCCGCCUCCUCGGGGCGCUGGUGCGACCCGUCCAGCGGCCGGAGGAUUGAGACGUCCGCCGGCAAGGGCGUGCUGUGCCGGAUCACGCUGCACGCGCGCGUGGAGAUGGCGCCGAUCGACGUCUUCCGCCUCAUGACCGCGCCGGACAACUCGCCCGCGUUCCGGGACAUCUACUCGGUGCCGCGCCACAAGGUGCUGACCGACGACGGGCAUGGGAAGCGGGUGGUCGAGAUGGAGCAGUGCACGGGAUUCAAGUUUCUGUCCUUCCCGAUUUCCUUCGCCACCCGGCUGGUGAUGGAGACGGACGAGGGGAAUUUGACGAUCAAGUUCCGGCUGGCCAAGAAGGGGCCGAUGAAGGUGUUCCAGGGGGUGUGGAGGGUGUGUGAGGCGGAGGGGGGGCGGGGAAGGGCGUCGAUUGUGGAACUCGAACAGGAUGUGCUGCCGGCUUUCAUCCCGCCGUUCUGUGGGGGCUUCCUGAGGGGCGUGUCCGUGCGGGCCAUCCGCCGCGUGGCCGAGGACCUGGACGCCGUGGCGCUGAGGCUGGGGGGCGGGGAGACGCUGGAGGGGGUGUUGGGCGGCGCGGCGAAAUCGGAAUCCGUAUCGGAGUCGGGGAAGCGUAUCGAAUCGUUUCCCCUGGCUGUGGACUGCGACCUGUCGGACGAGGAGGGGGAGAUAGCCGCGACCCGGUGA